AUGUCACUUCCUUCCUUCCUUUUUUUCCCCCUCUUAGAUUCCCUCCCUCUUUCUCUCCACAAUCCUCCGACUCUGAGAGUUUUCGGCUUUUUUUCCCCGACCUCCUUGUUUAAUCCACUUCUUUCUUUCUCUCGAUUAUGUUUUGUCCUUUUAUACAAUAGUCCGCAUUAUUGUGGAGAAGCUGUCGACUAUGACGACGGACAAGAUCCUGCCACUAGAAGAGCCCAACAAGCGGCAGCAGCCGAAAGACGGCAACAGGAAAAUGAAUCUCGUGGAUUGAAAGAUCCAGAAGCUGUCAAACGGAAACUUAAAAAGAAAGAAGAAUUUGAAAAAUGGGAACAAGAAGCAGAAGCAGCUAGGAAAGGUGGAGAUACAGGCCUCAGGAGGUAUUUCUGUCACACAAAUAUUUUUUCUACUUAUUUUUUUCUUUUUUUUUCUCUUUUUUUUUUUUUCUCUCUUUUUUUUUUUUCUCUUUUUUUCUUUUUUUCUCUCUCUUUUUCUUUUUUUUCUCUUCCUUUUUCUUUUUUUUUCUCUUUUUCUUUUUUCUCUUCCUUUUUCUUUUUUCUUUUUUUCUCUUCCUUUUUCUUUUUUCUUUUUUUCUCUUCCUUUUUCUUUUUUCUUUUUUUCUCUUCCUUUUUCUUUUUUCUUUUUUUCUCUUCCUUUUUCUUUUUUCUUUUUUCUCUUCCUUUUUCUUUUUUCUUUUUUUCUCUUCCUUUUUCUUUUUUUCUCCUUUUUCUUUUUUCUCUUCCUUUUUCUCUUUUUCUCUUCCUUUUUCUUUCUUUUUCUCUUCCUUUUUCUUUCUUUUUUCUCUUCCUUUUUCUUUCUUUUCCUUUUUCUCUUCCUUUUUCUCUUCCUUUUUCUCUUCCUUUUUCUCUUUCUUUUUUCUUCCUUUUUCUCUUUCUUUUUUCUUCCUUUUCUCUUUUUUCUUCCUUUUCUCUUUCUUUUUUCUUCCUUUUCUCUUUCUUUUUUCUUCCUUUUUCUCUUUCUUUUUUCUUCCUUUUUCUCUUUCUUUUUUCUUCCUUUUUCUCUUUCUUUUUCUUUUUUUUCUCUUUUCUUCUUCCUUUUUCUUCCUUUUUUCUUCUUCUUUCUUCCUUUUUUUCUUCCUUUUCUCUUUCUUUUUUCUUCCUUUUCUCUUCCUUUUUCUUUUCUCUUUUUUUUCUCUUUUUUUUUCUUCCUUUUUCUCUUCCUUUUUUCUUUUUCUCUUUCUUUUUCUCUUUUUUUCUCUUCCUUCUUUCUCUUUUUCUUUUUCUCUUUUUCUUUUUUCUCUUCCUUCUUUCUCUUUUUCUUUUUUCUCUUCCUUCAUUCUCUUUUUCUUUUUUCUCUUCCUUCAUUCUCUUUUUCUUUUUUCUCUUUUUCUUUUUUCUCUUCCUUCUUUUUCUUUUUUCUCUUCCUUCUUUUUCUUUUUUCUCUUUUUCUUUUUUCUCUUCCUUCUUUUUCUUUUUUCUCUUUUUCUUUUUUCUCUUCCUUCAUUCUCUUUUUCUUUUUUCUCUUCUUUCUCUUUUUCUUUUUUCUCUUCUUUCUCUUUUUCUUUUUUCUCUUCUUUCUCUUUUUCUUUUUUCUCUUUUUCUUUUUUCUCUUCCUUCUUUCUCUUUUUCUUUUUUCUCUUCCUUCUUUCUCUUUUUCUUUUUUCUUUUUCUUUUUUCUCUUUUUUUCUCUUUUUCUUUUUUCUUCCUUUUUUCUCUUUUUCUUUUUUCUCUUUUUCUCUUCCUUUUUUCUUUUUUCUUUUUUCUCUUUAUUUUUUCUCUUUAUUCUCUUUUCUCUUUCUAUUUUCUCUUCCUUUUUCUUUUUUUUCUUCCUUUUUGUUCUCUUCCUUUGUUCGUUUUUCUCUUCCUUUUUCUUGUUUCCUUCCUUUUUUUUCUCUUUUUUCUUUCUAUUUCCUUUUUUCUCUUCCUUUUUCUUUUUUUCUCUUUGUUCUCUUCCUCUUUCUUUUUUCUCUUUCUCUUUUUCUCUUUCCUUUUACGUUUUUCUCUUCCGUUUUUCUCUUUUUUGUUUUUCUCUUCCUUUUUCUUUUUCUCUUCCUUUUUUCUUUUUUUUCUUUUUUCUUUCCUUUCUCUUUUUUUCUCUUCCUUUUUCUUCUAA
This is a messenger RNA of Acanthosepion pharaonis, 2079 nucleotides long. The record is from the annotation of a GenBank genome assembly. Lineage: Eukaryota; Metazoa; Mollusca; Cephalopoda; Sepiida; Sepiidae.